Monoraphidium neglectum is the source of this 822-nucleotide messenger RNA. RefSeq lists its product as hypothetical. Bases 1 to 822 code for a protein of 273 amino acids. The transcript is spliced from 8 exons. The record is from RefSeq and is a predicted model, not a curated record. Lineage: Eukaryota; Viridiplantae; Chlorophyta; Chlorophyceae; Sphaeropleales; Selenastraceae.
AUGCGGAUCGUGAUGCAGGCUCAGCAGGCAUCCACGGUCCUGCCAAUUGCAAUAAGGUUGUUGGAAGAGGUCGACUACAAGGAAAUGUACGAGACGCGCCCGCCGGCCAGCAUCAGCGCGGACUACCUAUGGCGGGAGCGGCUGGAGCCGCUGCUCUGGUACCUGCGCGACGAGGAGCGCCGCAUGGUGCACGAGGGGCUCGAGCUGGCGGUGCGCGCGCACUCGGGCCAGAACCGCAAGAGCGGGGAGCCGUUUGUGACGCAUCCCGUCGAGGUGACGCGCAUCCUGGCGGAGAUGCGCAUGGACGCGGAGAGCCUGGUGGCGGGGCUGCUGCACGACACCGUCGAGGACACCGACGCGGUGUGCUUCGAUGACAUCGAGCGGCGGUUCGGGACGGCGGUGCGGCGCAUCGUAGAGGGGGAGACCAAGAUCUCGAAGAUCACCAAGGUCAACCAGUCUGGAGACGACUACUCUGAUGACAAGGCGCGCGACCUCCAGGGCCUUUUCAUGGCCAUGACGGAGGACGUGCGCAUCAUCCUGGUCAAGCUGGCCGACAGGCUGCACAACAUGCGCACGCUCUACGGCAUGUCGGCUGCGAAGCAGGUCAAGAUUAGCCAGGAGACGCUGCAGGUGUUUGCCCCCCUGGCCAAGCUCCUGGGAGUGUACUGCAUCAAGGAGGAGCUGGAGGACCUGGCGCUGAGGUACACCCAGCCCGAGGUGUACCAGCACAUCAAAAACUGGCAGGACAAGCAGAUGGCCACGUACCAGCGCGCCUUUGCCACGGGAGACCGUCGCGGCGGGCGCGGCGGCGGCAGCGGCUGA